Messenger RNA from Darwinula stevensoni, 3640 nucleotides. The record is from the annotation of a GenBank genome assembly. NCBI's taxonomy places the organism in Eukaryota, Metazoa, Arthropoda, Ostracoda, Podocopida, Darwinulidae.
AUGCAGGGCUGCCCCACCCCGAAACCAGGAGUCUUGAACGUUCACCUCGUCUCACACAGUCACGAUGACCUGGGUUGGUUGAAGACCGUGGAUCAGUACUACUACGGAGCAAACAACACGAUCCAGCGAGCAGGAGUACAAUACAUCCUGGAUUCUGUGAUGGAGGAGCUGUUCCGAGACCCGGUGAAGCGAUUCAUCCAGGUGGAGACCGGCUUCUUCGCGAUGUGGUGGGCGGAACAGAGCGAGGAGAUGAAGGAGAAGGUUCGCGUCCUCAUCGAGGAGGGACGGCUGGAGUUCAUCGGGGGAGGAUGGAGUAUGAACGACGAGGCGACAGCGCAUUACUCGUCCAUCAUUGACAAUGUUGCCUGGGGGAUGAGACGUGCACCGAAUCGUCUUAGGUACCUGGCAGAGGAAUUCGGGACAUGCGGUCGACCCAGGGUCGCCUGGCAGAUCGACCCCUUCGGACACUCCAGGGAGCAAGCAGCGAUAUUCGCCGGAAUGGGCUUCGACGGCCUCUUCUUCGGACGCCUCGACUACCGCGAUAAGGAGCAGAGGGUCGCCAACAAGACGAUGGAAAUCGUCUGGCACGGCACCGAGGACUUCGUCAAUGACCCGACGCGGGACCUGUUCACGGGAGUGCUGUUUAAUCACUACAGUCCCCCGCCGGGAUUUUGCUUCGAUAUCCUCUGCGACGAUGUCAUCAUCGACAACCCGCGAUCUCCGGGCUACAACGUCCCCAGCAAGGUGGACGAAUUCGUGACAUGGGCAGAAAAGGCAUCCGCGGGAUUCAGGACCAAGCACGUCAUGGCGACGAUGGGGAACGAUUUCAAUUACCAGGACGCCCACGUCUGGUACAAGAACUUGGACAAGCUCAUCAAGUACGUGAACGAGCAGCGAGGCGACACGGUGCACCUGCUGUAUUCGACCCCGAGCUGCUACCUCAAGUCGAUCCAGGAAGACUCGUCGGUGCAGUGGCCGGAGAAGAUGGACGACUUCUUCCCUUACGCGUCGGAUAAUAAUUCGUACUGGACGGGGUACUUCUCGUCCAGGCCGACGUUCAAGAGGUUCAUUCGCACGAGCGACCUCUUCCUGCAGGUGGUUGCUUCGAUGGGGAAGCAGCUGGGCAGCGCGUUCCCGUCCCCGGGAUCCGAAGAGAACCUGUCGCAGAUGAGAGAGGUGAUGGGGGUGAACAUGCACCACGACGCGGUGACGGGCACCGCCAAGCAGCACGUCACCGAUGACUACUACCGGCUCAUUUCGCUCGGUCUCGACGCCACCUGGACUGUUGUGCGAGACGCCCUCAAGUCUAUGAUGGGAGGAGGGGGGACAUUGGAGAUGUCGCACUGCCCGUUCCUCAACAUUUCGUCGUGCGAAGUGUCGGAGAACGAGAAUACUCUGAUCCUGACGCUGUACAAUCCGCUGGGCCGGCCUCGGAUGUCGAAGCGGGAACGCCAUCCAUCACGUCAUCUAUGCGAAAUGACCCCCUCUGGCCACGUCCUCCCAUCGGACGGCCUGACCCCCUUCCCAUAUGUAUACCCUGCACUCACGCAUCCCCCCUCUCGGUGCAUCUUGGAUGUCGCCCGCAUCGAUCCGUUUCGCCCGGAUCAGGCUCGUGAAUCCUGGGUGCCCGGGACCAUCAUGGAAAUGGACCAUUUCGGGAAGCAGCUGGGCAGCGCGUUCCCGUCCCCGGGAUCCGAAGAGAACCUGUCGCAGAUGAGAGAGGUGAUGGGGGUGAACAUGCACCACGACGCGGUGACGGGCACCGCCAAGCAGCACGUCACCGAUGACUACUACCGGCUCAUUUCGCUCGGUCUCGACGCCACCUGGACUGUUGUGCGAGACGCCCUCAAGUCUAUGAUGGGAGGAGGGGGGACAUUGGAGAUGUCGCACUGCCCGUUCCUCAACAUUUCGUCGUGCGAAGUGUCGGAGAACGAGAAUACUCUGAUCCUGACGCUGUACAAUCCGCUGGGCCGGCCUCGGUCGCAUCCCGCGAGGGUCCCAGUGCCUCCCGCCGGGGGCGGGGAUGCUCCCGUGUACCACGUCUACGAUCACACAGGGGCGGAGUUGACGGUGGACGUGAUGCCGAUUCCUGGCCCGGUUCUGACCGUUCCCGGGAGGAGCAGUUCCGCCAAAUUCGAAUUGGUUUUCCUCGCUUCCUUGCCUCCGAUGGGAUUCGCCAAUUUCUACAUCACUCGGGCGGGUUCGAAGUCGAAGUCGGGAGUCGUGCGGAAGACGGAGAUCUUGGACGACGAUGCCGCGGAUUUCACGCUUUCCAAUUCCGAGGUUUCGGUGACGUUCAACGGGGAGACGAGGAUGACGAAAGGGAUGAAACGAAGAGACACGAGGAGAGGAUUCACGCAGGAACUCCUCUAUUAUAACUCGAUGGAAGGAAAUAAUUCGGAGGCUCAAUUCCGCGCUUCCGGAGCCUACAUCUUGCGACCCAACGGAACGGAUCCCGUCUCCCCGGGGAAAGCCAGUCGAACCAUCGUCUAUCGAGGGGAUGUGGUGGAGGAAGUCCACCAAGAAUACGGGAGCUGGCUGAGCCAGGUGGUCCGUCUGUACGGAUCCAGUCCCUGGUUGGAGGUGAAAUGGCUCGUCGGACCCAUCCCCUUCCAAGACGGAGUGGGAAAGGAAGUAAUAAACCGAAUGUGCCUGGACAUGGCUACGGGAGGGAAAUUCCACACGGACUCCAACGGGAGGGAGAGCCUAACGAGGACGAGAGACACGAGAGAGAGUUUCACGUUGGGGGAGGAGUUCGAGCCCGUGGCGGGGAAUUAUUACCCCAUCAACAGCCGACUCUUCCUUCGGGACGAGGCGCAAGGGACGCAGUUCACGGUGCUCACGGACAGGGCGCAGGGUGGAGGGAGCAUCCACGACGGGGAGCUGGAGCUCAUGAUACACCGACGCUGCCUCUACGACGAUGCGUUCGGAGUGGAAGAGGCGUUGAACGAGACGGCCCACGGAGAAGGUCUCGUGGCUUCAGGUUCUCAUUACGCCCUCCUUUCGGAAUUGAGCGAAGGAAUGGGCGUGAUAAAGGAGGAGGAGAAGCGAAUCUUCUACGAACCCCUUCCUAUCUUUUCCCCGACCACCAUGACCCUCCAGGACUUCACUUCUGCCCCAAUGAACCAAAGGUCUCUCCUCAAGACUGCAUUGCCUGAGGGCAUCAACUUGCUCACCCUUGAGAAUUGGAGAGGAGGUUCUCUGUUGCUGCGGUUGGAACACUUCGUGGAAAGAAAAGAAAACGGACAACCAGUGACGUUGGACAUCAAAGAUCUGUUCGUGGACCUUGAUGUGGUGUCGGUGGAGGAAGUAACGUUGGAUGGGAACAAACCACUUGAUAGCACAAAGAGGCUGUGUUGGAAGACUGCACAUCAGCCUUGCAGUGGUGCAGAGGAAAAACUCGAGACAAAUCCAGACACAGAGAGGCUCAACACAGUUGUGACUUUGGAGCCUAUGACUAUUCGCUCCUUCCUGUUGGAAACGGCCGCUUCAAAUGCCAUCAAACCGUGAUCUCUGAGCUCAUGCUUUCAUCCCCUGUAACCUAUUUUCAUCAGCACAAAUAUACAAUAUUCUAGGACUGGGAACUCGACUUUCAAUGCAAUUGAAAAUUGUGAUGCAACAGAACAAUAAAAAAGGCAGA